UAUCAUUGGUUAAUGAGUUCAGAUGGUGGAUGUUAACACAACAUAUUGUCACUCUACAUCAUCAUCAGUUUGCUACCAGGAAAUCCAAUUAAGGUGUCUGUGUGCACCAUGUAUUAUAGGGAGAGAUGCACUAUCUGACAACAAUACAGAGGAUAAUAGAUCUCACGUGAUGCCAGAUGAAGCCACAGCGACGUUCUCUUAAAAAAAAAAUCAAUGAGGCGUUAGAUAAUUUGCGACACUUUGUGGGUGAUAAAACAACCGCCACUGAAUUAGUUUUGUUUUUCCCUGCGCGGGGUAUAGUUUUAUGGUAAAAAUCAUGGGAAGGUUACACAACCUCCUCAUUGGCUCAGAAGUCAAGAGACCCCAUCAUAUAAAGCGAGGGUGCCUCAUCUAACAGCCUUUUCCCGCUGGCAAGCGUUUUGGAUCACACUUUGACUUCAGCUGACUGGAAAAUACCUUUUACGCACGGAGCGCUUGGAGAGGUCUCAUACAAGCGCACGACGACGAUCAUUUUUUUCGACGGAAAAGAGUUUUACAGUCAACAGAAAUUGUGAGCUGAGGCAUCUGAGUGGGCAUGUGGCUACUGGAGAAGCUCCGUAGCUCUGUGGAGAGCAGUGGGACACAAUCCCAGCCACAGACACAGGAGGCCAUCCCUGUUUCUGUUUAUGCCAAUGUCCUCACUCCAGACAAAAUCCCUGAUUUCUUCAUUCCCCCGAAACUUAUUUGCUGCCCACCAGAAGAGUCUCUUACCCCAGAACCUCAGCACUGCUCCACCUUGCGACCCUCCUCCUCUGACCAUGCCAUCUGCAGCCAGAGCCCCAGAGCUCGGAGCAGCAAGAACCCCUGCAGCCCUCGCCUCUUUUCCCGCCUGGGAGGGGACACACGCAAUCUCCAAAAGUCAGCAAACCGUCACAUCAUCCAAAUAGAGAGUGCUGAUGAGCCAAGUGUCGGAUCUUCGGACAGGGCUGUUGCUGAAGUCAACACCAAUGCAGACCCCCAGUCACAGACUGCAAUGUCUCUACCGUAUGUCCCCAAGGCCCAGACCUCCUAUGGCUUUUCGACCCUAGUUGAGUCUCCCCAUACUCGACGCAAGGAGAGCCUGUUCCACAGUGACCCCAGCAGCCCUCUUACCUCCCCUAACUCCCAGAGGCGCUCCCAAGGGGGAGCUCUCCUGGCCCCAGCUGACCCCAACCCCUACCGUUAUUUCAGUGGUGGAGAGAGCGACACUUGCUCCUCAGCAGAGUCAUCCCCCUUUAACUCCCCUCUCCUGUCCCGCUCUGCCUCUCUCCUGCGCUCCAUCACCCAGGAGACACAAGCCAAGGUAUCUCGUGCCAAGCGUUCCCUGGCACGCCACAGUUCUCUCUCCACUGAUGAAUGCAGCUCAGCUGACAAUAGCCCCAACAUGCAGCGCCGCCGCAUGCGCUGCCCUCCCUCUCCCGCCUUCCGUGGUUGUAAAAGCAGUGGCAUGAAGGGUGCAGCGUCAGACCUCCUGCAGCGCGAGCACACCAUCAAUCUCCACAAGGGGGGGACACUGAGGCUGAGCACCCACUAUGACCCAGAGGCAGCUCGGCUGAGGGUACGUGUGCUUGCAGCUGAGUCCCUUUAUGAGAGGCAGACGGACCUUAAAAGCAUCAACUGCUGCGUAGCGCUCUACCUAAAUCCUGGCAAGCAGCAGAAACAGAGAAGCACCAUCAUCAAGAAUAGCAGGAAUCCCGUAUUCAACGAGGACUUCUUUUUUGACGCACUACCUCAGGCACAAGUAAAGAGUCUGGCCAUGAAGAUAAAGGUAGUGAACAAAGGAACCAGUCUGAAGAGAGACGUGCUUCUAGGAGAGAGGGAGGUGCUGCUCAGUGAGCUGCUCGCAGGCCUCUAGGGAGCCCUUGUCAAGACUUUGGUGAAAACAAGCAGCUCCACAUCUUGAGGGCCCUUUCUUCUUUCUCUUCCUAUCCAUCUCACUUCACAGAUCUAAUAAAUACCGGACAGGUGAAAGCAUGCUGAUGACAAGGGAGUUGUAUCUUGCACACUGUGUUAUGUACAUCAAUAGGACAAAAAAAAAACAAGACAAAAAAAAAGACCUCUGUAGAAUUAAAAGUCCCACUUCAUAAAGUUGCCAUUACUAGCUUUUCUCAGAGGUCAGUCCAGGUCACACAAAUGGAAGCUGCCAUUAUUAACAAGCUUACCGGUGAAUUAGCAAUGUGAACAGUGGAACUGUGGUCCUUGUAUGUGUAUUUCUCUUUGAGUAUUGAGUUAAAAAAGGUGUUGCCUUCUCUGAUGAGCAUUGUGCUGUGGCUCAAUAUCAUAUCAGCUGUGAUGCAGUGAGUGAUGAUCUCGUUUAAGUGGGAGCUGUAUUUUUUGUAAUGAUGCAGUAAUAUUACAUGUGGGGUUCUUGCAUGUUCCUGUGGUAUUUGAAAUUAACAAUGGCUCUGUGUGCUUCACAGAUUAGAUUUUAAUUGCUGGUGGAUGUAAUGUUCAUAUGACUGCUGUUAUGUGACAUGCUUUCGAACUUCUAAAUAAAAACGCCAAACUCAUACUGA
Molecule: messenger RNA, 2534 nt
Organism: Thunnus maccoyii (southern bluefin tuna)
Lineage: Eukaryota; Metazoa; Chordata; Actinopteri; Scombriformes; Scombridae
Product: C2 calcium-dependent domain-containing protein 4C-like
Exons: 3
Coding region: 575-1873 (432 amino acids)
Source: RefSeq, a predicted model, not a curated record